CUUCAGCUUUGGUUGAUUAAACAAUCUAUCAAUAUUUUUUUAAAUUUUUCGAACAUUUUUUCGAACAGCGUUUUCGAGACGAAGAAAUAACCAUAGAAAUAACCAACGAGAACCAAACGAAGAAAUAAAACAGCUAAAAAAUGUAUAUAUCAUAGAUGUAAAGGCAGGGACUAUAUUAGUCCUUGAUGGCUGAAUCUUCGCUAAGUUGCAAUAGAAGCGUCUUGGAUUUUUUAAUGUUGGUUGGAAAACUAAAGCACAUUAAAAGAACUGGAUGGGUACGUUCUAACGUUCCAGAUUGUGAGACGAUUGCUGGACAUAUGUAUAGGAUGAGCGUGAUGGCAUUUCUUUUAGGUGAUCAGAUUUCUUCAAAUCUUGACAGAAAUAAAUGUAUAAAAAUGUGUCUUGUUCAUGAUAUGGCAGAAUGUAUUGUUGGUGAUAUCACACCUUUCUGUGGUGUUAGUGCUGAAGAGAAACACUCACGAGAAGUGGCUGCUAUGAAGAGAUUGUCAUCUCUUGUUGGUAAAGAAGUAGGAGCUGAAUUCUUGAGCUUGUUUAUGGAAUAUGAAGAAAAGGAAACUGCAGAAUCUAAAUUUGUACAUGAUUUAGAUAAGUUUGAUAUGAUUCUUCAAGCGUAUGAAUAUGAAAAAGAGUCAAACAAUUCUCUAGACCUGCAACAGUUUUUCAAUAGCACAGAAGGAAUAUUUCAAAAUCCUAUGGUAUUAGAAUGGGUGUCAGAUCUGAAAAAACAAAGAGGAAAGCCUUCAUCCGAAGAUUCUCUUUAAAUAAGAUUUUGAACAAAAGAAUUAUUGUUAGUUGUGAUAUUUUUUAUAAUUAAAUCUUAAAAAGUUUAUUUAUAUAUUUUGUGUGGUCUUUUGUUAAUAAAGAAGAAUUUAAAAUAUUAUUUAAUAUUUUGUUCUCCUUUAUGUCUUUGCAAUUUAGUUCACAUAAUGAGAGAUUUUUGUCAAUAUCACUCUUAUUAAAAAUGUAUUUCGUAACA
Messenger RNA from Parasteatoda tepidariorum (common house spider), 997 nucleotides. RefSeq names its product 5'-deoxynucleotidase HDDC2. The record is from RefSeq and is a predicted model, not a curated record. Lineage: Eukaryota; Metazoa; Arthropoda; Arachnida; Araneae; Theridiidae. Gene Ontology annotation, cellular component: cytoplasm. Gene Ontology annotation, molecular function: 5'-deoxynucleotidase activity.